Molecule: messenger RNA, 3535 nt
Organism: Mus musculus (house mouse)
Lineage: Eukaryota; Metazoa; Chordata; Mammalia; Rodentia; Muridae
Gene: Gucy1b2
Product: guanylate cyclase 1, soluble, beta 2
Exons: 17
Coding region: 3-2474 (823 amino acids)
Biological process (GO): cyclic nucleotide biosynthetic process; cGMP biosynthetic process; intracellular signal transduction
Cellular component (GO): cytoplasm
Molecular function (GO): heme binding; guanylate cyclase activity; phosphorus-oxygen lyase activity
Source: RefSeq, a predicted model, not a curated record
GGAUGCUAAGUCUGUCUUGCUGGGUCAGCUUACAUGUAAUCAGAAGUGUGUGUGUGUGUGAUGAGGUUGUAUUUACAAACACCUGUCUAAUUGAAAGGAUGGUGAUGUCUGAAGUGUUGUGUGCUGAGUAUACGCUAAAAGUUAAAAUGUCAGACACAGCAGACGGUGUGCUGUAUGAGCCUCUGCGAGCGGAGUUUAGGAGCAAGCGAACCCAUCUACAGGGCUCAGCAGAAGGCCGAGGUCAGUUCCUAGCUUCACUGCAGAGCACCUCAACUGCCUUCCAGAGAUUCGGUAAGACGCCGGGUGUGCAGCUCCGGCCUGGAGACACGACGCUGGACACCAUGUACGGAUUUAUCAACACCUGUCUGCAGUCUCUUGUGACAGAGAAAUUUGGAGAGGAGACGUGGGAAAAGCUAAAGGCUUCUGCAGAAGUGCAAGAUGUCUUCAUGACCUACACCGUGUAUGAUGAUACCAUCACCGUUAAGCUCAUCCAAGAAGCCUGCAAGGCUCUGGAUGUUUCCAUGGAAGCCAUUCUGAAGCUCUUUGGCGAAUACUUCUUUAAGUUCUGUAAGAUGUCCGGCUAUGACAGGAUGCUACGGACACUUGGAGGAAAUCUCACAGAGUUUAUUGAAAAUCUAGAUGCCCUCCACAGUUACCUGGCACUGUCCUAUCAGGAAAUGAACGCACCGUCCUUUCGAGUGGAGGGAGGAGCAGACGGGGCAAUGCGUCUCCAUUACUACUCAGACAGACGUGGUCUGUGUCACAUCGUACCAGGCAUCAUUGAAGCUGUGGCCAAGGACUUCUUUGACACUGAUGUGGCCAUGAGUAUCCUUGAUAUGAAUGAAGAGGUGGAAAGGACAGGGAAGAAAGAACAUGUCGUGUUCCUUGUUGUGCAGAAGGCUCGAAGACAGAUAAGAGGGGCAAAGGUAAACCGGCCACGAGACAGUGAGAACAUCCAGGCCAAGCAGGAGUCUCUUCAGGGAACACUCCUUAGGAAGAAGGAGAGGUAUUUAAGCAUCCCUGUUUGCCCUGGGGAGAAAUCUCACUCAGCUGUUGUGAGGGCAUCAGUCCUGCUUGGAAAAGGGCCCCUUGGGGACACCUUCCAGCCUGUCUUUCCUGAGAGACUGUGGAUUGAAGAGGAGGUGUUCUGCAAUGCUUUUCCUUUCCACGUUGUCUUUGACGAAGCACUAAGGGUCAAGCAAGCUGGAGUGAAUAUUCAGAAGUAUGUCCCUGGAAUCUUGACCCAGAAGUUUGGUCUAGAUGAGUAUUUCUCCAUCGUCCACCCUCAAGUUACUUUCAACAUCUCCAGCAUCUGCAAGUUCAUUAACAGUCAGUUUAUCUUGAAGACACGAAGAGAGAUGAUGCCCGAAGCAUGGAAGAGCCAGCCGACACUCAAACUCCGGGGUCAGAUGAUCUGGAUGGAGUCUCUGAAGUGCAUGGUCUUCAUGUGUUCUCCAAAGCUCCGCAGCCUGCAAGAGCUGGAGGAGAGCAAGAUGCAUCUUUCCGACAUCGCUCCCCACGACACGACCAGGGAUCUCAUCCUCCUCAACCAGCAGAGGCUGGCAGAGAUGGAACUGUCCUGCCAACUGGAGAAGAAGAAGGAGGAGUUGCGUGUCCUUUCCAAUCACCUGGCCAUUGAAAAGAAGAAGACAGAGACCUUGCUGUAUGCCAUGCUGCCUGAACAUGUGGCCAACCAGCUCAAGGAGGGCAAAAAGGUGGCGGCAGGAGAAUUCGAGACGUGUACCAUCCUUUUCAGCGAUGUUGUGACAUUCACCAACAUCUGUGCGGCCUGUGAACCUAUCCAAAUAGUGAACAUGCUCAACUCAAUGUACUCCAAGUUUGACAGGUUAACCAACAUCCAUGAUGUCUAUAAAGUAGAAACAAUAGGUGAUGCUUACAUGGUGGUAGGUGGAGUACCAGUACCCGUUGAAAGCCAUGCUCAAAGAGUUGCUAAUUUUGCUCUGGGGAUGAGAAUUUCUGCAAAAGAAGUGAUGAAUCCUGUCACUGGGGAACCCAUACAGAUCAGAGUGGGAAUCCAUACUGGACCAGUCUUAGCAGGUGUUGUGGGAGACAAGAUGCCCCGGUACUGCCUGUUUGGUGACACCGUAAACACGGCCUCUAGGAUGGAAAGUCACGGGCUUCCCAACAAAGUGCAUCUGAGCCCCACAGCCCACAGGGCUCUGGAAAACAAAGGGUUUGAAAUUGUCACGAGAGGGGAGAUAGAGGUGAAGGGGAAAGGAAAAAUGACCACAUACUUCCUGAUCCGGAACCUGAAUGCCACCGAGGUUGAGAUCAUGGGGCGACCUUCAGCUCUCGCUGAUGGGAAGGAAGCAAGUACUCCUAGAAACCAAGUCAAGAAGCCCCGUGCUGUCCUGAGCAACAUGGACCACCACCAGCAGCAAGUCUACAACAGUGAUCCAGCAGACGAAGCCAGUCUCAAGAAUAACAAGAUGUGGCUUCCAGCGUAUAGUUAGAGGAAGAAUGGAGACCCAGAAGUGGAGCCAGCGCAGAGGCAACCACUGUCACCCUCUUCAAACCAGGCUAUUCACAUUGUCUUAGCUGCUUUUUGUGUUGCUGUAGUAAAACAUCCUGACCGAGGCAACUUACAGAAGGAAGGGUUUCUUUGGGCUUAUGAUUGCAGAGGGUUAGAGUCCAAGAUGACAGAACAGAGGCUGCAGGCUGCAGGCGUGGCACCUGGAGCAGCCCUUGAGAGCUCACAUCUUUUGCAGCAGGAAGCCAAGAAAGUGAACUAGAAAUGGCAUGAGGCACUCAGCUGCUGUCAUUUUUAGCAGAUAAAGUUUCUUGAGUGACAUGUGAGCCCUCAUUAUUGGGCAUUCUCCCAGGACCUAACGAUUCCCCUCUGGUUUGAUCCCAGGCGUCAAGGCUAAGAGAGGAUCAUCAGUUCAACUCUGGAGAGAGAUCACAGAGGAAAACUUGUGAUUCCCUUAUUUAGAAUCAAGGAUGAGGGGAAUUUGGGGUCCUGGCUUAUGAGAAGCUGAGAAAGAAGGUCACCCAUGAUGGCCAGGGGACAUUUCUCUCUCUCUCUUCUGUGCUCCCAGACAUCCUAGGCCUGCAUGUAUUGUCAGUCCUAUAAAGGACAAGAUGAUACAGUCAUAGAUGCACACAACAAAUGUUUCUCUUCACUCCAAAAACAGAGUGACCAGGCCAGGUACUGUCCUAGGAUUUGCUGGGUUUUGCCAGACUAAGUGCAGGAGAUCAUUCAUUUCAUUGGAUUGUGUUUAUGUCAAGAGAACCAGAUUGAAAACAUGGAAAAAAAGGAAGAUCGUUUUGGAUAGGGUUGGAAGCCAGGGAAAAAGCUGAGGAGUGGAGAAGACCAUGGAAGGCUGGAGGUGCUGUCCUGAAGCUGAAGCUGGGAUGCAGGUUGCUGGAAUGCAGGUUGCAUGGCUCCCUGGACUGGAGCUUCCUGGCAGUACCAUGCACUAAGAUGUCACAGGGUUAGAGAGUUCAAGGGAGACCGGAAUUUGGUUUUUGUUGUUGUUGUUUUUGUUUGUUUGUUUGUUUUGUUUUGUUUUCC